Messenger RNA from Nasonia vitripennis (jewel wasp), 1242 nucleotides. RefSeq lists its product as uncharacterized. Bases 1 to 1242 code for a protein of 413 amino acids. The transcript has 2 exons. Lineage: Eukaryota; Metazoa; Arthropoda; Insecta; Hymenoptera; Pteromalidae. The record is from RefSeq and is a predicted model, not a curated record.
AUGGAUCAGGAGAUUAACAUUGAAGAAGUAGGCAAGACAGAGUGUGAAGUACAAAACAUCAGAGAACUCAACAGGAAGAUUGUGAAGAAGAAAAAUUUAAUUUUGUGUGUGAACAUAAGAAGUCUCAAUGCAAAUUUUGAAAAACUAGAAACAUUUGUAGAAAGCCAGUCUACCAUGGCUCCACUGCUGAGGAAGUUGGUAGCUUCGCAGGCAAGACGCUUGACGGAAAUCAGUGACUUGCGUAGUUGUUUGCUCGCUAAGCCCCCUGCAUCGCUCAACAAAAACAUCCUCCAGGCUCGAGUCGACGCUUUGAAGGAGGACUGGGAUGAGGCUCGGAGGACUCACUCGGAGAUCGUCGCCAGAGAUGACGCUGAGGCGGAUGCGUACGUCACCGAAGAUAACUUCGGGGAUCUGCAGGGGGCUUAUGAGGAGGCUCUCGAUGAAUUCUUGACGUUGCUGUCGCAGUUUGAGGUCGCUGAUCAGUCAACACUUCCUGGCGGAUUGCUGAAUAAUACUGCGUCAGAUGCUGGGUUCACGAAACUUCCCAAAAUUAAUCUUCCUUCGUUUUCAGGCAACUACGAAGAUUGGGCGAGUUUUAGGGAUAAUUUUAGGAACAUGGUGCAUGAUUUGCCUCGGAUUUCUGAUGCUACUCAGUUACAGUACUUGAAAAUGUGCUUGACCGGUAGCGCGGCUGAGUUAGUGAAGGAAAUUCCAACUACUAACGCUAACUAUACAAGCACAUGGAAGGCGUUAGAGCUUCGUUACCAUAAUCCGAGGCUCAUCAUCACCAGGUACUUGACGGUCUUUAUGGCUCUUCCACAUCUUAAGAAGGAAUCAGGUGAUGAGUUACGCUUUUUCAUUGAUGAGGCUACGCGUAUCGUUCGUGCUCUGGAGAAUUUGGCGAUGCCGAUAGAGCAGUGGGAUGUAUGGUUCGUUUUUCUCUUGUCUGAGCGCUUAGAUCCGGAGUCUCGUAGUCGAUGGGAGUCCUUGCUUAGCGAGAAGGAGCGAAAGAAGAUAGAGUCAGGAGCAGGUGUAGGGCAGAAGGUCACUGAGUCGUCGUACACUCCAGCGACAUUCCACGAGUUUAUCGAAUUCCUUGAAACUCGAGCUCAAACUCUUGGCGUGCUGGCUCAUCGACGUGGCGAGAACGAUCGGCUGCUCCGCUUAAAUCGAUUCAUCCUCGUAAGGUGUUCCACGCGAACUCUUCGCAGUAUCCUCUCUGUGCUGGUCCACACGCGCUGA